AUGGCUGUAUUCUUCACUCUGGUUCUCCUGGCUAUGGUGUGUCCUUUAGUGGCAUUCGACAUGGGCCAGUCCACUCGCUGUGUCACUAUCCCCAACCAGAUGAAAGUCUGCAAAGAUGUUGGAUACACUGAGAUGCGGCUGCCCAACUUCUUAGGUCACAGUAACCUGGAAGCUGAAGUGGUGCCUCGUUCAGAGGACUGGAGGCCCCUGUUGCAGACAGGCUGCCAUCCUCAAGCCCAGGCCUUCCUCUGCUCCCUCAUUGCCCCUGUCUGUCUUGACACUUUUAUCCAGCCUUGCCGAAGUCUGUGUGUGGCAGUCAGAGACAGCUGUGCCCCGGUGCUCGCCUGCCAGGGUCACCCUUGGCCUGAGGCACUAGAUUGUGACCGCUUUCCUACCGAGGAAGACAUGUGCCUAGUUCCCCAUGCUAGAUUUAGUCACUUUGCCAAAGACUUGCCUAAACCUGCCUGCCAGAACUGCCCUGCUGUGGAAGAAGCUCCAACAAUGAAGACAGUCCUGGAUGCUUUCUGCCUGCAUGACUUUGCUGUGACUGCCAAAAUUCAUCGCCAUCGCCUCCCCACAGGAGAGCCAGAGUUUGAGAUUGAUGGCCUCGUGGAGUUUAUCCGGCAGGGCCCUCUGCUGCCUUAUGACACUCGGCAUCUUCUCCAGCAGUGGCUCCUCAUCAACCUCCGAUGUGCAGGUGUUCUGGUGCGCCCGGGACGAUCACAGCUUUACGUGUUGACUGGUUCUGUGCAGCCUGACGGCACCCUCGCUCUCACCAACCUCUUCCCUUGGCACAAAAAGGAUGCCAACAUUGCAGUGGCCACUCGUAAGUGGAAGCACCACAGAUGUUGAAUUUAAGCAAUCUAAAGAUCCGGAUCUGUGUUUGAAGUGUAGAAUCGCAAAUGGGGAAAAAAACCUAU
Molecule: messenger RNA, 920 nt
Organism: Labrus bergylta (ballan wrasse)
Lineage: Eukaryota; Metazoa; Chordata; Actinopteri; Labriformes; Labridae
Gene: szl
Product: sizzled
Biological process (GO): canonical Wnt signaling pathway; non-canonical Wnt signaling pathway
Molecular function (GO): Wnt-protein binding
Source: RefSeq, a predicted model, not a curated record